AUGGUCGGACUGAUCCCCAACACCCUCUUCCUGGUGGUCAUCACCUCGACGCUCCUCGCCGGCCUUCGACGCGGGAGCGGCUUGACCUUCCAGACACAGCAGAUCCAGAACGCCACCGGCGCCAAGGCCAUCUCUAUCUACCUGGCCAUCGGCGAGUGGGCAUACGAACGUCUCGUGGGCUUUGCGCGCGGCAGCAAGUACUUCAAGUUUGACCCCAACGUCACGGUGGACGGGGUCAAGGGCCAGGUCAACGAGUUCACAGAGGGCAUCAAAGCCGCCGCAGAACAGUUCACCAAGACUGAAUGA
Diaporthe citri is the source of this 306-nucleotide messenger RNA. RefSeq lists its product as uncharacterized. The record is from RefSeq and is a predicted model, not a curated record. NCBI's taxonomy places the organism in Eukaryota, Fungi, Ascomycota, Sordariomycetes, Diaporthales, Diaporthaceae. Gene Ontology annotation, cellular component: cytoplasm. The coding region runs from base 1 to 306 and encodes 101 amino acids. The transcript has a single exon.